AAAGGGCACAACACUGUCAUUUUGGGCUCAUAAACCCUUGAAAACCCCUCUUCUCUCUCUCUCUCUCUCUCGGAGACUUGAGCUGAAAACAGAUGGGGAGGCUCAAAAAUAGGAUUGAUUAUGAAAAUCUUAGAAAUGCUCGCAUCUUGGAGAACCAGGCUAGAUUGUCCUCUCUGGGGCUACAAAAAACUCUAUCUGAACUUCGAUCCCUAACUUCGUCGGCGAAAGCAGAGAAGGGAAGGACCCAGAAGAGAAAACAUGCUAAAAAAGUUUAUGAGAUAGCAGAUUUACGUCGCUCUGAUCGAUUGAAGCAUAUUGCCACUGACUCAUUAUCAGCCCUCAAGUCUCUCCCUUUGAGGCGUUCUUAUCGCCUGAGAGCAAACUCCGACGAACCCACUUCACCGAAUAAAGUAAUAGUAGUUAAAGGAAAUACUGAUUAUGAGAGUGAAGAAGAGAGUUCAGAUAGAGAGAAAAGGCCUGCAAAUGCUCCAUUUUUGAAUAUAAAGGGUGUGAAGCUUCCUUCUCUUUCACCUGAGGCUUCAGCUCGGCGCUGCCACAGCAAGGGCAGAGGCUCCAUCUAUGAUCCUUUUUUUGGGAUUUGCUGCCAUUUCUGCAGGCAAAAGAAAUUGUGUGGUGAAGAAGAUUGCAAGCGCUGUGGUAAUCUUGAUCCGGAUGAACAAUGCAUAGGAAAAACAGACUGUUCAGUGUGCCAUUCCACAAAUGGUGUAUUCUGUCGAGCUUGUCUCAAAGUUAGAUAUGGUGAAGAAAUGGAGGAGGUAAGAGAGAACAAAGCAUGGAUGUGCCCUCAUUGCAUAGAAGAAAAAGGAAUAAAACCUUUCUGGAUAUGUAACAGUUCACUAUGCUUAAAGAAGCGAAAGAUGGGACCAACUGGGCUUGCAAUAUACAGAGCUAGAGAAAUGGGAUAUGAAUCAGUAGCACAUCUGCUAAUGGAUGAGCUUAAACGAAGAAACAAUCUAAAAUCCCUGCAAGGAUGAUCUUCUUCCUCUUCAAGAAUCAAGAUCAAAUUUAGCAGAAGAUGGGAAUUAUUUUGGUGACGAUGUUAUGAACUAACAGUGACAUGGGCAAUAAUAUUUCUAAAUUGACGGAUGUAUAUAUCAAUGUGCAGGAUCUUAUUUGGUUCUGUGCAUGGACGUGUAUUUACUCCAACUACGUAAGACUGAAUUGAAUUUGACAUUAUGAUAUUUUCUUAAAAAGUUAAAAAGAGGUUUACUAUUCAGCUACGGUAUCAUUAUUGGUAU
Molecule: messenger RNA, 1259 nt
Organism: Manihot esculenta (cassava)
Lineage: Eukaryota; Viridiplantae; Streptophyta; Magnoliopsida; Malpighiales; Euphorbiaceae
Product: cell division cycle-associated protein 7
Exons: 8
Coding region: 93-995 (300 amino acids)
Biological process (GO): regulation of DNA-templated transcription
Cellular component (GO): nucleus
Source: RefSeq, a predicted model, not a curated record